UCAGUGCCAGAACAGAAUGGGAUUCGAUGUGAGUCCUUCUUUAAAGCUUCAGCAGCGUUCCUCAUUUCACUGGAGUUGUAGUGGCAGGCUCACCGGCGUACUACAGUUGCUUGCCAGCUCAACCAUGGCUUUAAUAAUGAGGGUACUUCAAUUGUCUCUACUCCUUGAUGUGGGGUGUCAAGUACAUGCUUACAGGAUCGGAUAUGCUGAGCCGGAGAUGCCUACGUAUGGGCUGCAGCAGCCUCCUAGCUACAAUUCCCAGCAGCAGUUGGAACAACCUCCUAGCUACAAGCCCCAGCCACAGCAACCUUCUAGCUACAAGCCACAGGAGCCUAGCUACGAUCACUCCCAGCAGCAGCAGCAUCCCAGCUACAAGCCCCAGCAGCAGCAGAAUCCUAGCUACAAGCCCCAGCAGCAGCAGCAGCAGCAGCAUCCUAGCUACAAGCCCCAGCAGCAGCAACAUCCUAGCUACAUGCCCCAGCAGCAGCAGCAGCAACAUCCUAGCUACAAGCCCCAGCAGCCCCAGCAGCAGCAGCAUCCUAGCUACAAGCCGCAGCCGCAGCAGCAUCCUAGCUACAAGCCCCAGCAGCAGCAGCAGCAGCAGCAGCAUCCUAGCUACAAGCCCCAGCAGCAGCAGCAGCAACAUCCUAGCUACAAGCCCCAGCAGCAGCAACAUCCUAGCUACAAGCCCCAGCAGCAGCAGCAACAUCCUAGCUACAAGCCCCAGCAGCAGCAGCAACAACAUCCUAGCUACAAGCCCCAGCAGCAGCAGCAGCAACAUCCUAGCUACAAGCCCCAGCAGCAGCAGCAGCAGCAACAUCCUAGCUACAAGCCCCAGCAGCAGCAGCAGCAACAUCCUAGCUAUAAGCCCCAGCAGCAGCAACAUCCUAGCUACAAGCCCCAGCAGCAGCAUCCUAGCUACAAGCCCCAGCCCCAGCAGCAGCAACAUCCUAGCUACAAGCCCCAGCAGCAGCAACAUCCUAGCUACAAGCCCCAGCAGCAGCAACAUCCUAGCUACAAGCCCCAGCAGCAGCAACAUCCUAGCUACAAGCCCCAGCAGCAGCCUCCUAGCUACAAGCCUCAGCAGCCUCCUAGCUACAAGCCCCAGCAGCCUUCUAGCUACAAGCCCCAGCAGCCUUCUAGCUACAAGCCCCAGCAGCCUUCUAGCUACAAGCCCCAGCAGCCUUCUAGCUACAAGCCACAGGAGCCUAGCUACGGCCAGCCACAGCCCCAGCAGCAGCGUCCUAGCGACAAGCCCCAGCAGCAGCGUCCUAGCGACAAGCCCCAGCAGCAGCAUCCUAGCUACAAGCCCCAGCAGCAGCAUCCUAGCUACAAGCCCCAGCAGCAGACUCCUGGCCAUAAGCCCCAGCAGCAGACUCCUAGCCAUAAGCCACAGGAGCCUAGUUACGACCAGCAGCCCCAGGAGCAGCAGCAUCCUAGCUAUGAGGCCCAGGAUCAGCAGCAUCCUAGCUAUGAGGCCCAGGAUCAGCAGCAUCCUAGCUACGAACCCCAGGAGCAGCAGCAUCCUAGCUACGAGCCCCAGCGGCCCCAGCAGCAGCAGCAGCAACAUCCUAGCUACAAGCCGCAGCAGCAGCAGCAUCCUAGCUACAAGCCCCAGCAGCAGCAGCAACAUCCUAGCUACAUGCCCCAGCAGCAGCAGCAACAUCCUAGCUACAAGCCCCAGCAGCCCCAGCAGCAGCAGCAUCCUAGCUACAAGCCCCAGCAGCAGCAACAUCCUAGCUACAUGCCCCAGCAGCAGCAGCAACAUCCUAGCUACAAGCCCCAGCAGCCCCAGCAGCAGCAGCAGCAUCCUAGCUACAAGCCGCAGCAGCAGCAGCAUCCUAGCUACAAGCCCCAGCAGCAGCAGCAUCCUAGCUACAAGCCCCAGCAGCAGCAGCAGCAACAUCCUAGCUACAAGCCCCAGCAGCAGCAGCAACAUCCUAGCUACAAGUCCCAGCAGCAGCAGCAACAUCCUAGCUACAAGCCCCAGCAGCAACAUCCUAGCUACAAGCCCCAGCAGCAACAUCCUAGCUACAAGCCCCAGCAGCAGCAGCAGGAACAUCCUAGCGACAAGCCCCAGCAGCAGCAGCAGCAGCAGGAACAUCCUAGCUACAAGCCCCAGCAGCAGCAGCCUAGCUACAAGCAGUAACACAAAAGUUGUACCUUAUGAAGAUUGCAUUGUGUACGUUUCGCUUCGUUGGAAAUGCCAUCAAAUCCUGCAAGAUAAGCGGUCAAAGAACUGUGCAAAUGUGUUCUUGCCAUUGCAUGGUUUUACUGUCCAAAUUUGAUGUGUACAGCAAAUAAUAAAAAUAUACAUU
Molecule: messenger RNA, 2318 nt
Organism: Gadus chalcogrammus (walleye pollock)
Lineage: Eukaryota; Metazoa; Chordata; Actinopteri; Gadiformes; Gadidae
Product: adhesive plaque matrix protein-like
Exons: 3
Coding region: 17-2149 (710 amino acids)
Source: RefSeq, a predicted model, not a curated record